Messenger RNA from Closterium sp. NIES-65, 1401 nucleotides. NCBI's taxonomy places the organism in Eukaryota, Viridiplantae, Streptophyta, Zygnematophyceae, Desmidiales, Closteriaceae. The record is from the annotation of a GenBank genome assembly.
AUGGUCACCUCCCUGAAAAUAAGGGCCGGAAUUACAGCUGCUGACGUCGCUGACGACUUCGCGACCCCCUGUGGUGAGCCUCCUUGUACCGCGCCGCCCUCCCUGCCGCGCCCGCGCCGCACGCGCUUCUGCCAGCGCUGCAACCCCUGCGCGUGUAUCUCACCUGCCAUCUCGCUUCACCCGCAUGCGCCCCUCUACUCCUUCCCCUCCGCUUCCCGCAUGCGCCCUUCCCCUCUCUUCCUUCCCCUCCGCUGUCAGGAGUUCGACCUGGCGGGGCGUUAUCUCCUCCCCGGCCUGUGCGAUGCGCACGUGCACGUCACAGCGGCGGCGAGCGCAGAUCUGCACGCGCUGGCGGCGCUGCCCGUGUCGCUGGUGGCGUGCCGUGCUGUCAGGGGGCUGCAGGCGAUGCUCAUGAGAGGCUUCACCACCGUGCGCGAUGCUGGGGGGUGCGACCAGGGGCUGGCUCAGGCAGUGGAGGAGGGCAAAGUGACUGGUCCACGUAUCCUCAUAUCAGGCCACGCCCUCUCCCAGACAGGCGGUCACGGGGACAUGCGCAAGCCCUCCCACGACACCCUCCCCGUCGCCGCCCCCUCCUCCUUCUCCCUCUGCGCUUGUUCCUCCGCUGCUUCUGCCCUCGGCGGCCUGGGCAUCGGCCGCGUCUGCAACGGCGAGGCUGAGGUUCGGCGGGCGGUUCGGGAGGAGCUUCGGCGGGGAGCGCGGCAGAUCAAGUUGAUGGCGUCGGGCGGCGUAUCCUCACCAUCAGAUCGCGUGGAGAGCGUGCAGUUCUUGGAAGGGGAGAUGCGGGCGGCGGUGGAGGAGGCAGAGGCGCAGGGCAUGUAUGUGAUGGCGCAUGCUUACACUGCUCGUGCGAUUAAGCGGGCAGUGGCUUGUGGCGUUCGGAGCAUCGAGCAUGGCAACAUGCUGGACGAGGAAGCAGCCCACCUCAUGCUGCAGAGAGGAAGCUUCCUGGUGCCCACGCUGGUGACGUACGAGCGGAUCAAACAGGCUGGGCAACAGAGCGGCAUGGAUGGCAGCAUCGUUGCCAAGGUGCAAGACCUGCUAGAGAGGGGGCUUGAAGCCGUGGCGAUGGCCGAAAGGAAGGGCGUGCCCAUAGUCUUUGGCUCGGACCUCCUGGGCCCCAUGCAGUCCCACCAGCUGCAGGAGUUAGCCAUCCGCAGCAAGGUGCAAUCACCAGCGUCGAUUCUUCGGUCUGCUACAACUGCUGCCGCACGGCUUUUUGGCAUGGAAGGAGAAAUCGGGGUGGUGGUGGUUGGUGCGCUCGCGGAUUUGAUUGUCUUGGAUGUGAAUCCCUUGGAAGAUAUAAGCAUAUUGACGGAUUCUAAUAACCUUAAGCUGAUCAUGAAGGAGGGGACUGUGUUUAAGAGGGAUAUACCGGUAUAG